GAGGGAGCGAAUCUCGUUAAAGUAACUCAACUCCUUUCUCUCUCUCUCUCUCUCUCUCUCAAUUUAAGCCAAUUUUUUGGAAACGCCCGCGCUCUUUAUUUGCCGAUAUUUCCAAUUUCCAUUAUCAUUUCAAUCUACCAAGUUUACAAACUUCACCACAUUCUCUCUCUCUAAAUCCUUCCCUCAUCUUCAAGCAAUCCCCGCCCGGUACGAAACCUUCAACUCCUUUUACCUACAUUUUUCAAUUCGUGUUUUUGGUUUCAUGAAUUCUUCAUUAUUUUUAGCAUAUAUUAUUCAAUUGGGCUGCUUGAUUCCUUGACUUGAAUGUGCUAUGAAGUGAUUAUGGUAUGGAAGAAUUGAGGCAAUGCCAAUGACCAAUGUCAUGUGCUGCGGUGAUUAAUUUAUUUAACUCCGUAUUUGAUUAGUCUUUAAGCUGUUGUCUCAUUGAUGCUAUUAAUUUAUUCCUUAUUCUAACUGUCUCCUCGCGUGGUUUCUCCCUUGAGCCACGUUGAUGUUUCGUGCAUUUGAUGCAUUUCGUGUUCCCCUCUCCCUCUCUCUCUCUCUCUCUAUAUAUAUAGAUGUAUAUGUGCGUUGAAUUUUGUGGAGGUGUCUGUAAUAAUUGGCUGCAUUUUGGUUGCUCUUGCUGAAGGAUCCAGAUUUGCUUGAAAGUUUAGAUUUCUUUUAGAAAAUGGCAAAAGGAAGCAGAGGAAGAGGCAGGAUUGCAUCACGACAGUGUCAGGGAGAACCAUACCCCUCACCAUCUGGUAAUCAUUCAGUGGACAUGAAUGAAAAGAAAUGCUCCAAAAAAUCUGAAAAGAAAUGCUGGGAUGAUGCAAUAUGUUCUGUAUGUAUGGAAUAUCCUCACAAAGCUGUCCUUAUUCUGUGUUCCUCUCAUGACAAAGGCUGUCGUCCCUACAUGUGCGGGACUAGCUUCCGCUACUCAAAUUGCCUUAAGCAGUACAAGAAAGCUUACACUAAAGUAACAUUUCCACGGAACAGUCAAUCUCCCCGUGGUUCAACUAGUAGCCCAACCACAGCCCCGUUUUCUGCCUGGCAUGCUGGGAACUGUGAGACCAUUGAACUUGCAUGUCCUCUUUGUCGUGGACAGGUGAAGGGGUGGACAGUGGUUGAACCUGCACGAGAAUACCUAAAUGCUAAGAAACGAAGUUGCAUGCACGAUGGCUGCUCUUUUGCUGGAAACUAUAAGGAGAUGCGUAAACAUGUUAAGGCAGAGCACCCAUCUGCUAGGCCACGUGAAAUCAAUCCCCUGGUUGAACAGAAAUGGAUGCAGCUUGAACGGGAACUAGAGAGGAAUGAUGUCAUCAGUGCAGUAACAUCAGCAGUGCCCGGGGCUGUUGUUUUUGGUGAUUAUGUAAUUGGAGAGCACUACGGUUCUGAAUCAGAGGAUGAGGAUGAGGAUGGAUUUGAUGCAGAAGUGGAGCAGAAUGAAGAUUUCAGAAUGAGAGCCGAUAGCAGUUGGAUGAGCUUUCUACUUUUUCUGCAGGCCUUUGGUUCAGCACAUGGUAGUCGUUCAGAUAGAGAUACGAGGCAUCAGGGUAUAGAUUCAAAUCAUGGACUGGGUGAAGGCACUGUUAGAAUUAACAACCCACCUCUUAGAAUUAACAACCCCCCUCUUAGAAUCAACAACCCCCCUCUUAGAAUCAACAACCCCCCUCAGAUUGGUACUUUUGGUUUCCCAGAUGAAGAUAGUGGUGGUAUUGCUGAAGAUGUUCAAGAUAAUCAUACAACCAUACAACACUAAUUCUGCAUCUCACCAAGAUAGAGUCCUUUUGCAGCGCUCUGGGAGAAGGUGGCAGAGCCAAGCCAAUGGAGGUCAAUAAUAGAUGUUGUCAAUUGAAGUUUCAAAAUGGUAAGGAAAAUAUGAAAUUUUAGGCUCACUUUUAGUCUUUUAAAAUGUACUAAUGUACUCCAUAACUUUUUAACUAUACUCUGACAUGGCCUUCUUCUCACUGAUGCUCAAAAGUUGAAGUUGAUGUAUUGUUUGGUGAUUCUGUGAACAUUUUACUUGUCAAUAACUGAAAUUGAUGUAGUUUUUCUUGUAAUUUCAUUAAUUUUUUUAAUCAAAA
Ipomoea nil (Japanese morning glory) is the source of this 2087-nucleotide messenger RNA. RefSeq lists its product as uncharacterized. Bases 689 to 1762 code for a protein of 357 amino acids. The transcript has 2 exons. Lineage: Eukaryota; Viridiplantae; Streptophyta; Magnoliopsida; Solanales; Convolvulaceae. The record is from RefSeq and is a predicted model, not a curated record.